CGCCCCGCUCCCCUCAGCGCGGCUCCGCCCGCCCGGUACGGCGCCGAAGGGCGGCCGGGCUCCUUCCGCCACCUCCCGCCAUGGUGGGCCCGGCCGGCGGGGCGCCGCUGGAGAACGCCAACCCCCUCAUCUACCGCCGCUCCGGGGAACGGCCCGUGACGGCGAGGGAGGAGGACGACGAGCUGCCCGAUUCUAUCGACGACCGGGAGAUCUUCGAUCUCAUCCGCUCCAUCAACGAUCCCGAGCACCCCCUCACCCUGGAGGAGCUGAAUGUUGUUGAGCAAGUUCGAGUUAAAGUGAACGAUGCCGAGAGCACCGUGGCAGUGGAGUUCACCCCCACGAUUCCCCACUGCAGCAUGGCGACGUUAAUCGGCCUGUCCAUCAAAGUAAAAUUGAUCAGAUCUCUGCCAGAGAGAUUUAAGUUGGAUGUUCAUAUAACACCAGGAACACAUGCCUCUGAGCAUGCUGUUAAUAAACAGCUUGCUGAUAAAGAACGUGUAGCAGCUGCUUUGGAAAACUCUCAUUUACUGGAAGUGGUGAAUCAGUGUCUGUCUGCCCGAUCAUAAUUGCCGGAUCAGGAAAUCACCGGUAUAUUCUGCUGUGUUAAAUGGAUUUUGUAUAUAAGUGGUGAUGCUAGCAUUUCACUAUACAUGUAUCUAUGAGCAAAAUAAAAUCACUUGGAUUUUC
Cygnus olor (mute swan) is the source of this 687-nucleotide messenger RNA. It is a transcript of the gene CIAO2B, whose product is annotated as cytosolic iron-sulfur assembly component 2B. The coding region runs from base 81 to 566 and encodes 161 amino acids. Gene Ontology annotation, biological process: iron-sulfur cluster assembly. The transcript has 5 exons. Gene Ontology annotation, cellular component: cytosolic [4Fe-4S] assembly targeting complex. The record is from RefSeq and is a predicted model, not a curated record. Lineage: Eukaryota; Metazoa; Chordata; Aves; Anseriformes; Anatidae.